CAGAAAAAUACUUUUAGGUUGAGCAAUAAAGACUCCUCCCUGCAUCAUCCAGACUUAUAAAACCCCUCAGCAGCCAUACCUUGAUGAUCCUGGAGGAGAUUCCUGCUCUAAUCUACCUCGGAGACAACAAGAUCCUGUCCUUUGCAGAGCGCAGGAAGACUACAAAUGAUGCCAGCACAGUGGCGCUGGACAUGAGAACAGGAAAGGUGAACAAGAAUAAGGGAACCAAUCCUGCGGUGACAAUUAAGUGGUCAGAUCUAAAUCCAGUUAAGCAGGCACAACUUGAUGGAUGCCGUCCUAUGAACCCCUGCCCGGUGUAUGAGAAGAAAAGCAAAACACUGUUCCUGUUUUUCAUCUGCGUCACAGACGGAAUCUCAGAGUGGAAACAGAUAAAUUCCGGCAACAACCAGACUCAUCUCUGCUACAUCAAGAGCACUGAUGAUGGCCAAAACUGGAGUGAGGUGAAUGAUUUGACUGACAAACUGCAUGAAAUCAAGAAGUGGGCCACAAUGGCUGUUGGGCCAGGCCAUGGUAUUCAAAUGGACAGUGGUAGAUUGAUUGUCCCACUUUAUGCUUAUUAUGAGGCAAAAUCUCCCUUCUCCCUCUGCCUGUACAGUGAUGAUCGGGGUAAAACUUGGAAACUGGGCAAUACAUUUAAAACACAUUCGCUUGAAUGUGAAAUGGCAGAGAUUUUUGAUGUUACAGACAACAGCAUACUCUACUGCAAUGCUCGUCAUGCAUGGCGUCGAGUGGAAGCUGAGAGUAGAGAUGAAGGAGAAGAUUUUUGCUCCCUUGGUCAUAGCCCCCUUGUGGAGACAAACACAGGCUGUCAGGGAAGUGUAGUCUCCUUUCCAGAUCAAAGUGAAAAACAAGGUCAUAACAAGUGGCUCCUCUACAGCCACCCGACUAAGACGUACAAAAGGGUUAAUUUAGGAGUGUAUCUGAACAAAUCCCCACAGAAUCCAAAUGCAUGGAGCAAACCCUCCAUCAUCAACAGUGGACCCAGUGGUUAUUCAGACCUGGCUUACAUUGAUGAUGGUUGGUUUGUUUGUUUAAUGGAGUGUGGGGAGCAGACAGAAACUGAUCAGAUAGCUUGUCGGAUUUUUAGCUACAAUGACGUCGAGCAGGCCAUUGCAGAGUAGUCUGAGGUGAAGCCUUCUGACUAAACAGCAGAGAGAAAAUCGGGGAUGCAGCUUUUGUCAAUUACACCCCAAAACUAUUGAACAAACUACCUUUAGAUAUCAGGGAAGCCAGUUCACUAAAUAUUUUUAAGAGAAAGCUUAAAACUUAUCUCUUAACUUUAGCUUUUAAUUAGCUCUUCUAUCAGUUACUACUGCACUUCUUUUAAUCGUUGUAUUUUACUUGAUUUUAUUCUUUUUGUAACCAUGUACUAUUAUUGUUGGGUUUUUUGUCUUAUAUUGCAUCUUAUAUUACAUUAAUGUUUUUAUUUUUUUCCUCCUUAUAUAAUUGUAUUUGUAAUGCUUUUAUUUCUUUCCUCUUUCUUUUCUGUUCUUUCUUCUUCUUUUUUUUUCUUCUUUUUUU
Messenger RNA from Scomber scombrus (Atlantic mackerel), 1542 nucleotides. Its product is annotated as sialidase-3-like. Gene Ontology annotation, biological process: ganglioside catabolic process; oligosaccharide catabolic process. Gene Ontology annotation, cellular component: cytoplasm; lysosome; membrane. NCBI's taxonomy places the organism in Eukaryota, Metazoa, Chordata, Actinopteri, Scombriformes, Scombridae. The coding region runs from base 84 to 1142 and encodes 352 amino acids. Gene Ontology annotation, molecular function: exo-alpha-sialidase activity. The record is from RefSeq and is a predicted model, not a curated record. The transcript has 3 exons.